Cucumis sativus (cucumber) is the source of this 2074-nucleotide messenger RNA. RefSeq names its product (R)-mandelonitrile lyase 1. Gene Ontology annotation, molecular function: oxidoreductase activity, acting on CH-OH group of donors; flavin adenine dinucleotide binding. The coding region runs from base 113 to 1756 and encodes 547 amino acids. The transcript is spliced from 4 exons. The record is from RefSeq and is a predicted model, not a curated record. NCBI's taxonomy places the organism in Eukaryota, Viridiplantae, Streptophyta, Magnoliopsida, Cucurbitales, Cucurbitaceae.
UUGACCUAUUGACCCAAAUGUAGCUUUCUAUAGAUUUAAAAGGAAUAACGUUACCAUCAUUUUAUCAUACUCUUAGCUUUUCUCUUUCUCUAAGAUUUGGAGGGAUUCAUCAAUGGCUUCCCUUUUCCUACUCAUACUUGCUCUGUUUACCUUUCAAUUACAAAUUAGUGUUCUCACCUCACAAACUAUUCCAAAUCAAGAUGAUAGUUACAUAAAGUUUAUACAGAACGCAAAUACUUUACCAACAACAGAAAAAUACGACUACAUAAUAAUAGGAGGAGGAACUGCCGGUUGUCCAUUAGCUGCAACAUUAUCAUCAAAUUUCUCCGUCCUUGUUCUUGAAAGAGGAAGUGACCCCAAUGCCUUCCCCAUGGUCCUAUCCCAAGAAGGCAUGGCAAACACUCUCACCGAGGACGACGACGGUCACAACCCAUUCCAACGAUUCGUUUCAGAAGAUGGUGUUGAGAACAUUAGAGGUCGAGUCCUUGGUGGAGGUAGCAUGAUAAACGUGGGAUUCUACUCAAGAGCACAACCAGAGUUCUUCAAAAACUCGAGUGUCCAAUGGAACAUGGAGAUGGUAGAGGAGGCGUAUCGGUGGAUCGAAGAGACAGUCGUGUCUCGACCAGAGUUAGGACCUUGGCAAUUGGCUUUCAAGGAAGCCCUUGUAGAAGCUGGGGUUGGCCCUGAUAAUGGAUAUGAUUUGGAUCAUGUUGUUGGGACAAGAAUUGGAGGUUCUAUCUUUGAUUCUAGAGGGAAAAGGCAUGGAGCUGUGGAGCUUCUCAAUAAGGCUAAUCCUAUAAAUCUUAAAGUGGCCACCCAAGCCACAGUCAAAAGAAUCAUUUUCUCUCGAUCUAAUGGUUUAUCAGCAACUGGGGUUUUAUAUUCCGAUUCAAAUGGCAAACUUCAUAAAGCAACCAUCUCUAGAAAUGGAGAAAUCAUUCUAAGUGCAGGUGCUAUUGGAAGUCCUCAACUUCUCCUCUCAAGUGGGGUUGGCCCAAAAUCUGAUCUUUCAUCCUUAAAACUACCUCUCGUUCUUCACAAUCGACAUGUCGGUCAAUCCAUGGCCGACAACCCGCGCUUGGGCGCUGCCAUCGUCCUCCCAUUUCUCACCCCGCCAACAUCGGUACAAGUCGUUGGAACUUUAAAACCUAACAUCCACAUUGAAUCUCUCUCAACUAUUUUACCCUUUUCAAUCUCCCCACCUUUCGCACUUCUUCCUCCGCGUUCCUCCGCUGUUAAUCUCAGCCUCGCCAUCUUCGCCGGGAAAUUCUCUACCGUGUCCUCCACCGGAAGCCUCCGGCUGGACAGAAGAAAAAACCCGAUUGUUCGAUUUAAUUACUUAUCACAUCCGGAUGAUCUUGAGAGGUGUGUUGAAGGGGUUAGAAAAGUUGGAGAAUUGGUGAAUACAAAAGUUAUGGAGAGGAUUAAGACGAGGGAUUUAGAGGGUAAAAUGGGGUUUGAGUUUUUGGGGAGUUCGUUGCCGGAAAACAUGUCAGAUUAUGGUUUGGUAGGAGAGUUCUGUCGGAAAACAGUGACGACAUUUUGGCAUUACCAUGGAGGAUGUGUAGUCGGAAAAGUUGUCGACGGUAAUUACAAAGUCAUCGGAGUUAAUAACCUUCGUGUUGUGGAUGGUUCUACUUUUUCUCUCUCGCCGGGAACAAACCCUAUGGCCACCGUUAUGAUGUUGGGCAGGUACGUUGGCCUUAAGAUGUUGCAUCAAAGAUUGGGUCAAAGAUCCAAACCAUUUGGCAAUUGAGGAUAUAUACAACAUAACUGUCCUUUUUAUUGAAGUGGUACAACUCUAGAGUAAUAAUCAGGGAAUUUGAUGUUCUUAUUUCUAAAGUUUUAGACUCUGACUAAUAAAUAGAGUUCAUUAACCAUUCAAUUUGGGGGGCUUAUGCUUUGCCACUCAAACAACCUUAUAAUAAGAAGACAAGAAUAUGUUGAUAUUCACUUCUCUUUCUACUUUUUCUUGCAGUUUAGAACUGUAACUAGAAAAUUUGUAAUUUUUGCUUUUUAGUUAACUGAUUGCAUGAAUAAGAGAUCCAACAUUGUUGGCUUUUGAAAUUGGUAA